AUGAAUCUGGAUGAUGUAUGUAUUCCUGUAGUUUACAACUACACUGGGUUAUACGUUGCAAAGGUUGGUUUGGGUACGUUUCGUGGUAGACCGAUACCAUUCAUGGACUACCAUUUGAUGAUUAAUACAAGUAGUGAACAAACAUGGCUUCAAUGUGAAGGUACCACAAAAACUUUCAAUCAAGAUAUGCCACUUUAUCCUUGGAGUUUGUCAACUACAUAUCGUCUAGUUCCUUGUAAUACACAUCCUCUUUGCAUGGGAGAUAAGUGCAAUGCUGAUGGCCAAUGCACUUAUUCAGUGCUUUAUGCGUCUGGAUCAGUUACAUCUGGUAUUGUUGCUACAGAAAAAGUCGCUCUUGGUUAUGAUACUGGUGGCCUUGAAAAUAUUGAAUUACAUAUAGGUUGUGGUUUUGUCCAAGAGAAUUUCGAACGUUAUUUAGGAAAUAAUCAUUUAUAUGGAAAACAUAAUCUUAUUGCAGGAAUACUUGGUUUAGGAUCCGGAGAAUGGUCUUUUAUAAAUCAGUUAGGUGCUGCUGGACAAGGUAAAUUUUCCUACUGCUUUGAAGCUAUUAAUUGGAAACUUGAGGGAUCGAAUACAUAUUUAAGGUUUGGUACAGAUGCGAAAAUUGGAGGUGCAUUUCAAAAAGUACAUACAACUCCCAUCGUAGUGACUUUGUUUCUGACGACGCUCUAUUACUUAAAUCUAGAAGAUAUUAGUGUAGGUAAUAAAAGAGUAGGAUUUCCUAGAGGUAUUUUCAAAGUUAACGAUCGAAAAGAAGGUGGUACUGUCAUAGAUUCUGGUAGUGGAAUGUCCGUAUUGCAUAAAGAUCAUUUUGAGAGAGUUGCAGAUUUGGUGAAGGCACAUUUUAACGGACUUGGAGUUGAGUAUAUUGGUUCAGACAAUAGAUUUGAUGUUUAUUUUCGUCUACGUGGAAAAUUUAAUAUUAGUAACUAUCCUUCUAUUACACUAUAUUUUCAGCAAGCGGAUUAUGUUAUUCAAAAUUAUAAAGCUAAUCUCCUGAUGUUAUCGGUUGAAAUUGUUUGUUUUGCCAAUGUCAAAGGGAGUAUGACUAGUGGGCCAUCUUUUAAUUUAGGAACAUUUCAACAAGCUAAUAAACAUAUUUUAUAUAACCUUAAUGAUCGCUCACUCUCGUCCGUUACAUAA
Messenger RNA from Papaver somniferum (opium poppy), 1164 nucleotides. RefSeq names its product aspartic proteinase CDR1-like. Gene Ontology annotation, cellular component: extracellular region. Lineage: Eukaryota; Viridiplantae; Streptophyta; Magnoliopsida; Ranunculales; Papaveraceae. The record is from RefSeq and is a predicted model, not a curated record. The transcript has a single exon. The coding region runs from base 1 to 1164 and encodes 387 amino acids.